UUGCAUGAGGCUGCCUCGGUAAGAAUCGAUGCGUCUGUUGGUACUGGGCUGGGCUGUACGGAAUAACGGAAAUAAAUUAGGUUAUGUUUCUGGUUUUGAUAUUUUGGUACUGAUUCCAAAAUCAUCUACCUUGUUGUGCUCAUUUGAUAACAUUUUAAUUUAAGAUGAAUCCUACAAGCGAUCAGACCGAUUCAGAUGCAGAUGUGAAAAGUUUGGCUGGAACGUCCAUUGUCGAUUUUCUACAUCAGCUUGAAGAUUAUUCGCCCACUGUUCCAGACGCAGUUACAUCGGCAUACCUUAAUUCAGCUGGUUUUGAAUCGUCUGAUCCCAGGAUUGUGCGACUGAUCUCGCUGGCGGCACAGAAGUUCAUCUGCGACAUCGCGAAUGAUGCGCUGCAACAUUGCAAGGUGCGCAGCAGCAACGUAACAGCCAGCAAGUCAGCCAAGACCAAGGAUCGGCGCUACACUCUCACCAUGGAAGACCUGGCUCCGGCCCUCGCCGAGUUCGGAAUCACCGUUCGGAAGCCGCCUUACUUUAUCUGAGUUUCGCCAAAACCGUUCAAGUAUUUUCCAAUUCACACUCGGAAAAUUCAUUGUUCACAAGUCGCCUUACUACAUCUAAGUUUCGCCAAAAUAAACUGUUUUCAAGUUGUUUGUAGGUAAUUAACACUCGGAAAAAUAAAAGUAUAUCUGCGAUACAUUCACUGCAAUAAAUAGUUUGUAAUUUACAUUCAGGAAAAUAAAGUUUCAUUUAUAAAAAUC
Nilaparvata lugens (brown planthopper) is the source of this 761-nucleotide messenger RNA. RefSeq names its product transcription initiation factor TFIID subunit 10-like. The transcript is spliced from 4 exons. NCBI's taxonomy places the organism in Eukaryota, Metazoa, Arthropoda, Insecta, Hemiptera, Delphacidae. Gene Ontology annotation, biological process: transcription initiation at RNA polymerase II promoter. Bases 165 to 542 code for a protein of 125 amino acids. The record is from RefSeq and is a predicted model, not a curated record. Gene Ontology annotation, molecular function: promoter-specific chromatin binding; RNA polymerase II general transcription initiation factor activity. Gene Ontology annotation, cellular component: nucleus; SAGA complex; transcription factor TFIID complex.